GAAUGGACAUAACUUUAGAACGGAUCAGACCAUUCCAUGGUCGCUAUGGUUUUUCUUAUUUCGACAUUUUCAACAUUUAAUUCAAAACAAACCCUCAAACUGACAGAUAUACACGCACGGAUUUCUCGCUGCUUCAGAAACGAUUUCUUCGGAAAACAAACUUCAAACGACGAUUUUAUUCACCUGGACCUGAGCUGACCACCGACUGCUGCUGAGUGAAGGACUUUUUCACGGGAGAAAUGAGCCGGCCGUAUGCCUGGACAUCAGUCCUCAUCAUGGACCCUAACCGGCCCCGGAUCCCACGGCUCAUCCUCCGUAGGACCCUGGCACCAGCAUCGCUCUCUGGCUCCUCCUGGGAAGUUAGCUCUCCUUCUUUCUCUUCCUCCUCCUGCUCCUCCUCCUCCCCCUCCUCUCCCUCUCCCUCCUCCUCCUCCUCCUCUUCCUCCUCCUUUCCCACCUCCUCCUCUCCCUCCUUUCCCUCUCCCUAUCCAUCCUCCUCCUCCUCCUCCUCCUCUCUGAGCUCUCCUGGGUCUUCUGGCCAGCCUCCUGCUCCCAGUGAUCCUCUCCCAGCUUCCCCCCCUAAACCACGUCUCGGGCUUUUUAAGCUUGCUGAAAUGUUCUCUCCUAGAGCCUGUGUAGCUCCCAGGGUGCCUGUGAAAGCUGGUCCCUCUGAACCACUUGAAGCACCCAGGGAUCCUGUGCCACGUGUUAAACCUAGUCCCCCCAUUUCUGCAGGGCCUAGCGAGCCACGGCUGUUAUGGAACGGCCCUGAACCAGAGUGGGCGAGGAACGUGAGGCUGGACUUGGAGAGGAGGGAGCAGUGGUUCAACAGCUGGUGGAGAGAGAGCCAGAUUGUACCUGCAGGUAAGUCUCCAGGUAAGAACUCUUGAUUAUCAAGUAAAAACCUCGAUUCAGUUUAAUGCACUGAUUUUUAUUAAAUGUGAACAUAUUUGAAA
Notolabrus celidotus (New Zealand spotty) is the source of this 956-nucleotide messenger RNA. RefSeq names its product putative protein TPRXL. Lineage: Eukaryota; Metazoa; Chordata; Actinopteri; Labriformes; Labridae. The transcript has 2 exons. The coding region runs from base 240 to 890 and encodes 216 amino acids. The record is from RefSeq and is a predicted model, not a curated record.